Messenger RNA from Vicia faba (fava bean), 2763 nucleotides. NCBI's taxonomy places the organism in Eukaryota, Viridiplantae, Streptophyta, Magnoliopsida, Fabales, Fabaceae. The record is from the annotation of a GenBank genome assembly.
AUGCUUGCCACUAUGUGUGACGAGCGAGCCGGUAUGCUGCAAGAUCAAUUUAAUGUGAGCUUGAACCAUGUUCACGCUCUUGCUAUUCUUGUGUCUACAUUUCAUCAUGGUAAACAUCCUUCUGCAGUUGACCAGAAUAUUUUUGGAGAAUAUACGGAGAGUUCAGCAUUUGAGAGACCACUUACUAGUGGCGUUGCUUAUGCUUUGAAAGUUCUGCAUUCCGAUAGGAUGAAUUUUGAGAAGCAGCACGGGUGGACAGUUAAGAAAAUGGAAACCGAGAACGAGGCAUUAGUUCAAGAUUGUAUUCCAGAAAACUUGGAUCCGGCUCCCAUUCAAGAUGAAUAUGCACCAGUCAUAUUUGCUCAAGAAACCGUUUCUCAUAUUGUAUCUAUUGACAUGAUGUCAGGGAAGGAAGAUCGUGAGAAUAUUUUGCGAGCAAGGGCGUCCGGAAAGGGUGUUCUGACAUCCCCUUUUAAACUACUAAAGUCCAAUCACUUAGGUGUUGUACUUACAUUUGCUGUCUAUGGCUCUAAGCUUCCUCCAGAUGCUACACCCGAACAGCGUAUCGAAGCUACUGUCGGGUAUUUGGGCGCAUCUUAUGAUGUUCCAUCACUCGUGGACAAGCUUCUUCACCAACUUGCCAGCAAGCAAACUAUUGUUGUUAAUGUGUAUGACACAACUAAUGCAUCUGCACAUAUUACAAUGUAUGGUACCGAUGUUGUUGAUACUGGCUUACUACACGUAAGCGGUCUAGAUUUUGGGGACCCGCUACGAAAACAUGAGAUGCACUGCAGGUUCACGCAUAUGCCUCCAUUUCCUUGGACUGCAGUCAAUGCAUCUGUGGGGGUAUUUGUUAUUACCUUGCUUCUUGGACAUAUAUUUCAUGUGGCAAUAAAUCGAAUAGCUCAAGUAGAGGAUGACUAUCGUCGAAUGAAAGAGCUCAUGGUUCGCGCUGAGGCUGCAGAUGUAGCAAAAUCUCAGUUUCUUGCGACAGUUUCGCAUGAGAUCAGGACUCCAAUGAAUGGUGUUUUAGGUAUGCUGCAAAUGUUGAUGGAUACCGAUCUUGAUGACAAUCAGAUCGAUUGUGCCCAAACUGCUCAUGAUAGUGGUAAAGAUCUUAUAUCGGUCAUAAGUGAGGUUCUCGAACAAGCUAAGAUCGAGGCAGGAAGGCUUGAACUCGAAUCUGUAGCUUUUCAUCCACAUGCUAUUCUCGAUGAAGUUCUAUCACAUUUCUCUGAAAAAUCCAUUGAAAAACGAAUUGAGUUGGCUGUUUAUGCGUCCAACCAAGUACCUCAAGUUGUCAUUGGCGAUCCUAAACGCUUCCGGCAAAUAAUUACCAAUCUUGUCGGAAACUCACUUAAGUUCACUCAUGAUAAAGGACAUGUUUUUGUGUCGAUUCAUCUUUCAAAUGAAGUAAAGAAUCCACUUCAUAUCAUGGAUCCAGUGCUGAGAGAAGGCUUAAACACGAGUCACGACAUAUCGGAAAGAACAUGUAACACGUUGAGUGGAUUUCCUGUAGGCAACAGAUGGAAAAGCUGGGAAAAUUUUAAAAAGUUAAAUUUAUCGGAUGAGUCUGAAACUAUUCAACUACUAGUAACGGUUGAGGACACUGGUAUAGGAAUUCCUACCGAUGCACAAAGCCGCAUAUUUACACCUUUUAUGCAGGCGGAUAGUUCUACAUCUCGAACAUACGGUGGAACUGGAAUAGGAUUGAGCAUUAGUAAAUGUCUAGUUGACCUCAUGGGAGGAGAAAUUGGAUUUGUAAGUGAGCCUGAAAUCGGAAGUACUUUUUCGUUUACUGGAAAUUUCAGGAAAGGACAAACCGAAUCUCGGGAUGAUAAGUUGCAGAAGAACUAUCCCGAGUUCCAAGGAUUGAAUGCAUUAGUAGUAGAUAGAAGAAAAAUCCGAGCCGAGGUUACACGAUAUCACCUGCAGAGGUUGGGGAUGUCUGUGGAUGUAAGUUUCAGUCUUCAAUCUGCAUGCUUUUGUUUAUCCGAAACUUGCAACUCAAGUAUGUCAGGACAGUUAGCCAUGAUUCUCAUAGAGAAGGAUACCUGGGACAAGGAAAGUAGUAGCUUAUUCGAAAUCAAGAAACAUGUACAUAAUGGCAUCAAAGAGGACCCGUUAAAAUUUUCAAAGAUUUUUCUCCUGUCCGCCCAUCUAAGCUUCGGCGAGCGCAACGAGCUGAAGUCUGUCGGUAUCAUAGAUGAUAUACUAAAGAAGCCGCUUUGGCUAAAUGCUUUGAUUCGAUACUACAGGUCAUCGCCCGGAACUGGGAAAAAAGAAAUUACUAGAAAGAAACUAUCCAAACUUGGAAAUUUGUUAAUGCACAAACGAAUUUUGGUGGUUGAUGAUAAUGCGGUGAACCGAAAAGUUGCAGAAGGUGGACUACGAAAAUACGGAGCAGUAGUUACCUGCGUUGAGGGCGGUAAGGUUGCUUUAAAGAUGCUUAAACCACCACAUAGUUUCGAUGCUUGUUUCAUGGAUCUCCAAAUGCCAGAAAUGGACGGUUUUGAGGCGACGAGGCAAAUCCGGUAUAUGGAGAACGAGGUAAAUGAAAAAAUCGCUUCGGGGGAAGCAUUGGCAGAGACGUUUGGCAACAAUUCUUAUUGGCACACUCCAAUAUUAGCUAUGACAGCUCAUGUAACUCCGGCAUCAAAUGAAGAAUGCAAAAAAUGUGGGAUGGACGACUAUGUGUCGAAGCCAUUCGAAGAAGAGCAGCUCUAUAUGGCAGUUGCACGUGUCUUCAAUUUCGAGUCAUAG